AUGUAUCUUGAUAAAAACCUCAUCAAGGAACCUCCUAAAGGGGGCUGGCCAUCUAUUACUCCCCAGAGCAUGCGUGGCCUGGGUAAAACAAAGAAAGUCAUAUCACUACUUCGCUAUCUCCCUUACAUUGAUUGUCCGUCUAAUGAUGAUGGGCCUAACGUGCUACCCCACUGCAUGUUUGCCGACUGGAAAGGACGAGUAGAAGAGCACGAAAACGGCUUUCAACCUGGUAGUGAUGCCUCUGAACACGCACGGAUGUCUUCUGAAGGGGUUUCAAAUUAUGAGAACGUGCCUUCUCAUGUUAUUGGUCUUACUUGGGACUGUGAAGAACGGUACUCGUUCUUGCUAGACACGAGACUCGGCAUUAUACACUGGGUUCAGUGCGACCACUAUCUGAUGCAUCAUUCCAGCCGAGCACCUAUUAGAGAAGAUGCCUACGAUUACGCCCCUGUAAAUGAGGCCGAAACAUUUCGUGAUGCUGGAACAUGGGCUAUUCCAGACUUCUUCCAAGUCUUGAAAGAGCAGUACCAGAAGCUUACCUUUCUUCCGCAGAGUGCAACAAGGGUACUCGAUGUAAAGGCGGCGGAGCACCCAGAUGAUGCAGGGAAGAAUCGGCUAAUAAAAGGCAUCUUUCGCCAGCAUGGGUGGCCGAAUAUGCGGAAUUAUCGGAAAGAUGAUUGUCUGAAAGCUAUUCGAAGCGCUUUGGUGGAGCAUAAUUACUCGACCGAUGAAUGGUGA
Molecule: messenger RNA, 738 nt
Organism: Metarhizium brunneum ARSEF 3297
Lineage: Eukaryota; Fungi; Ascomycota; Sordariomycetes; Hypocreales; Clavicipitaceae
Source: RefSeq, a predicted model, not a curated record